Aedes albopictus (Asian tiger mosquito) is the source of this 2317-nucleotide messenger RNA. Its product is annotated as zinc finger protein Xfin. The record is from RefSeq and is a predicted model, not a curated record. Lineage: Eukaryota; Metazoa; Arthropoda; Insecta; Diptera; Culicidae. Bases 468 to 2240 code for a protein of 590 amino acids. Gene Ontology annotation, biological process: regulation of transcription by RNA polymerase II. Gene Ontology annotation, molecular function: RNA polymerase II cis-regulatory region sequence-specific DNA binding; DNA-binding transcription factor activity, RNA polymerase II-specific; zinc ion binding. The transcript has 8 exons. Gene Ontology annotation, cellular component: nucleus.
GCCAUGUUAGCCCUGCCCCUAAUGAACAGUCGAAUGAAUUUUUCGUUCAUUUUACGUCAAUUGAUGGCUUGUUGACACUGUCAGGCGUUGCAGUUAUCGGAUUUUCGUUCGCUAAGUGAAACGUAAACAUGUUGCAGUUAUCGAACGUCUACUGUACUUCCCUUUGGACAUAGCGUGUACGGAGGGGGGAAUUGGAUUCUAAUUGAAAAUUGCCUCGCUCUAGUGUCGAAAUUCUCGGACCAAGUGAAUUCGGUUCAUUGGUUGAUAACUCAAUGAUAACUACAAAGCUUCAGCAUGCGUUCAUUUAAUGGUUCACCUAAAAUCUAUUUGACAAGCAGUGUAACAUGAUGGGCAGAUGAACACAAAUAGCCAUCGUUUACCUAGUCUAAAAUUGCAUAAACAAAGUUAACAUAUGUGUUAUCUAAAUUAUUAAUUAUUUGUCACAUAGUUGUCCAAGACUUGACAUCAUGGAUUUGCAAGCAAUCAAAACUGAACCGGAAGAGUUCAGAAAGAACCCCUAUCCAGUUUGCCGCCUAUGUCUGAGCGAAGGAGAACUUGCCGAUGUAUUCGAUGAAGAAGGACUGAAUCAAUUGGUGUUGGAUUUGCUUUCGAUAACGGUGUACCUCGAUGAUCCCAUUAGCCAAUCUGUAUGUGGUGUUUGCCGUAUACGAAUAUUUGAAUUCUAUCAGUUCCGGACCCGUUGCCAGGAAGUGCAAACUGUGCUUCAAUCCUGGCUACAAUCUACGAUUCAGCAAGAGGCGACCAAUCUUGAACAAGUAAAAAGAAAUCAAUCAUCUGAAAUAUGCAAUGCUGAAACCAAUCCACUGCAAUGUGAAGUAUGUCAGAAGUUGUUUAAAAAGAGGAAGCUGUUGAUCUGCCAUAGGAAUAUCCAUCGGCCCAGGAAGCACACGUGCACAAUUUGUAGCAAACUUUUCGCAAGACGUCAACAGUUGUUAAGACAUAUGACGUUAGUUCACCCAAAGGAACCUGGAACGACCGAUAAUACAAUAUUUGAAUCGCGUGAAGAAAUUGUUGCAGUAAUCAAUGUCUCAGAACAGAAGCAGCAAACGAAAUAUAACGCAGAAGCACAGAAUGAGGAAUCACUACAGGACACGAAAGGCGGAGUUACGAGCGAAAUCUAUUACGAACCAACCUCUUCCAGUCAUGCGGCUGAUGGAAAAGGGAUGAAUAUCGAGAGAAACGAACUGCAAUGUGAUAUAUGUUUCAAGAUGUUCAAGCUAAGGCAAACCAUGAGGGCGCACAGGAAGAAUAUUCAUGGAAUAAAGAAUCUCAUUUGUCCGAUUUGUGAACGACCAUUCGCAUUACGUUUUUGUUUCAGAUUCUCACUAGAAAGACAUAUAUUGAGUCAUCAGUCUGUUGAAGAACGCCAGCGAUCUGCGCCAGACAUUGCAAGAUCGUUCAAGUGUGUUACAUGCGACAAGACAUUCAAAGGCAAUUCAGGGCUCUUGCAACACCAGAAAAAAGUGCAUGGACCAAGGUGCCAUGAGUGUCAUAUUUGCAACUUUCGAUUCACUAUGCGCAACAAACUUGAGCAGCACAUCAAGGUGCAUACUCGAGACCGCGACAGUAAGGAAGACUUUCGAUUGUUUCAAACUCAACAGAUGCAACCGAAAGAAGCUUUCUCAACCGUUAAUGCAGAUGUUGAAGGCGAGCCGAAAAGUAUGAAUAUCGGGAAUGAAUACAAACAAAAUACCGCAUCCGACCCAGCUUCAUUAAUAGAGUGCGAAAAAUGCCAGAAGACAUUCAAAACACAGAAAUCGCUGUGGUUACACUACAAAUUUACACAUAAGCCGAAAAAGUUUAAAUGCUCUAUUUGCAGUGAAUUUUUCGCAUCGAACAAAAAGUUGGAGGAGCAUAUCCUAACAAAGCAUAACCAAGAAGAUAGCACUCUAAAAUCCCAGAAAUGUCCAUUUUGUGAUAAAGUGUUCCUAUCAGUAGGUCAGCUGAACAGUCAUGUACUGAAUCAUGGACCGCGAAAACACUGCUGCACGGUUUGCAGCAAAACAUUCACAAAACUGCGGAACUUGAAAAAACAUAUGAAGUGUCAUGUAGACUCGAAGGACGAUAAUAUUUCUCAGGAGACUCAGAAUGCAUACACUAGUGAAUUCCCACAACCCUCUGAAAGUCAACUUGCGGAAAACAGCUCUGAAUACCAGUCCAGCCUCAAAGAGGGCGACAGUCUUUUUGAAGCAGAAGAAUUCAAAAUCGAGCCAGAAUAGGGUACACUGCCGAUGAAGAUUGGAAAAUUCAAACAAUGCAACAGUCGCUCGAAACGCCAAUAAAGGAAAUUCAAAAC